AUAGUCCCUGUUGCUAAGAUAUUUGAUAAGUUUAGAUAUUACACAAGAUGACGCAACAACGUGUAUGUGUUUUGAAAUUAAUUAACUCAAUUCACGUUUAAAUGCUCGGAAUGGGCAGUCAACAGUAUUAUUUUAUUCAGUCCAUUAAUAACCAGUGCUUGUGUUCAAUCCUGUGUUUUUAAACAUUUAUUUGGUAAGUUUUAUAAUACGAAACUCCAAUAUCCAAAAUGCGGGACAAUCCAAAUAUAGCAGUAAUCGGCGCAGGAGUGAUCGGCACGACAGUGGCCAAACUCUUUCAAGACCAACUCAGAAACGCAAACAUCACAGUCAUAGCCGAACAGUACUCAGCAGACACUACCAGUGACAUUGCCGCUGGUAUCUUCAAACCAGGCACAAGUUUUAAGGGACCCACUAAUGAAAUUACUAAAAAAUGGCUGAAUGACUCAUGGCAGUUCUGGCAAGAUAUUCUCAAGACCCCCGACGCUGAAAAAAUGGGUGUAAUGCCAUUAGGGUGUUAUAUAUUUUCAAAGGAAAACUACCAUGUCACUAGAAAUCAUCUUAUCGAAGAUUUGGUGCCAAUCUAUCGUCCUGCUACGAAAGAGGAACUCAAAAUGGGACCUGAAGGAACCAAAUUCGGAUCCUACUUGUCAACAUUGAAAGUCGAAAGCGAGCGCUAUUUGCCAUGGAUGGGAAAAAUAAUAGUCGAGAGGGGCGGUCAACUGAAACGCGGUAAAGUGGAGAGUUUUGCGUCACUCUCAAAUUACGACCUUGUUUUUAAUUGUGCGGGUUUAGGUGCGAAAUACUUAUGUAAUGAUUACGAUCUAGUGCCCAUAAGAGGACAAGUGAUAAAGGUCAAAGCUCCCUGGGUUAAAUACUCAUUUUAUGGGGAUUAUGAUACGUAUAUUAUACCGGGUCUGAAUGGGGUGGUCACAUUGGGUGGGGUAAGGGGUUAUGACAGUUAUAAUUUGAAUUAUUGCAAGUACGACGCAGCUGCCAUAUUGGAGCGUUGUUGCGAGUUUCUUCCUGAUUUGAAAAAUGCGGAGGUCGUUGCGCAUAAAGUAGGUCUGAGGCCUCAUAGAUCGCCAGUGCGAGUGGAGCCUGAGCUGAUUGAUGGUUUGAAAGUGGUGCAUUGUUACGGGCACGGUGGGAAUGGAGUGGCGACUGCGCCGGGCACCGCUAUCGAUGCAGUAGAAAUGGGUCUAAAUUUCUUGCGUAGUAAUGUAAGGAACAAACUUUAGAGCUUUAAUAAUCUUAAUAUCGCCAAAUAGCUCUUACAGUGGCGUAAUUUAACGUAGGUAAUAAGUACAAAUGUCAAAGUAGAAGCUAUUGAACAAAGUUAUGAAUUUUAAUAAAUAAUAUCGAGUACCUAUUCUAGACAGUAGGUAACAAAGUCGUCGGCACAGGCAAGUUGUAAAUAAACUUAUCGUUGUCAGAAGUAGGUAGGUUCUUACCGACCUGAUAGAAUGGAAUGAUGUUAUUUUUUUAAUUACGUCAAUAAUACAGUAGUAUGACAUAAA
Molecule: messenger RNA, 1517 nt
Organism: Spodoptera frugiperda (fall armyworm)
Lineage: Eukaryota; Metazoa; Arthropoda; Insecta; Lepidoptera; Noctuidae
Gene: Daao1
Product: D-aspartate oxidase
Exons: 2
Coding region: 228-1238 (336 amino acids)
Molecular function (GO): FAD binding; D-amino-acid oxidase activity
Source: RefSeq, a predicted model, not a curated record